AUGAACGUCAAUUAUGGCCGCCCCGAGCGGUCCCGCGGAACACCACUAACCCGCAUGAUCAUGAACGGCGAGGUCUCGAUGGAAAAGCAGCUCGAUCUGACAUCAAGGGAAAAAUUUGACCGCUGGAUGAUCAACGAGGGGUAUCGAAGAUUCUUCGUCUUCGUCUUCGUCCUCGCCCAUGGCCUAAUCUUCGCCUUUGGCUGCGUCCACUACGGCCUGAAGGACUCGCUCGCCGGACCUCGCAGUAUCUUUGGCUUCACCUUCACCGUGGCCCGUGCCUCGGCCCUCGUGCUACAUGUCGAUGUCGGCAUCGUCCUCUUCCCUGUCUGCAGAACGCUCGUCUCGCUUAUGCGUCAAACGCCCCUCAACGGCGUCAUUCAGUUCGACAAGAACAUCACCUUCCACAUCACCACCGCCUGGUCUAUCGUCUUCUGGUCUUGGGUCCACACAAUCGCUCACUGGAACAACUUUGCCCAGGUCGCCGCCAAGAACAACCUGGGCUUCUACGGCUGGUUACUCGCCAACUUUGCCUCUGGUCCCGGCUGGACCGGUUACGUUAUGCUGCUCGCCCUCAUGGGUAUGGUCGUCACAUCGGUCGAGAAACCCCGCCGUGCCAACUACGAGCGCUUCUGGUACACUCACCAUAUGUUCAUCGUCUUCUUCUUUUUCUGGUCCCUGCACGGUGCCUUCUGCAUGAUCCAGCCCGACAUCGCGCCCUUCUGCACCAGCGUCGGCGCCUCCGCCAUCGGUGUCUUUUGGCAGUUUUGGAUGUACGGUGGUUUCUGCUACCUCGCCGAGCGCGUCGCCCGUGAGAUCCGCGGCCGGCACAAGACGUACAUUUCCAAGGUCAUCCAGCACCCGAGCCAAGUCUGCGAGAUCCAGAUCAAGAAGGAGCACACCAAGACAAGGGCUGGCCAGUACAUCUUCUUCUGCUGCCCGGCCGUCUCACUCUGGCAGUACCACCCCUUCACGCUCACCAGUGCCCCCGAGGAGGACUACAUCUCGAUUCACAUGCGUUGCCAGGGUGACUUCACCAUGGCGGUGUCAGCCGCGCUCGGCUGCGAGUGGGGAAAGAAGGGCGAUGCAAGCAAGGUUGUUGGCGUUGAGGCCACCGAUCCCAGCAACGGCGUAGACCCGGCCCUGCGCCGUGUCCUGCCGCGUGUCUACAUUGACGGGCCCUUUGGCUCCGCGUCGGAGGAUGUCUUCAAGUACGAGGUCUCGGUGCUCGUCGGCGCCGGCAUCGGUGUCACGCCGUUCGCCUCGAUCCUCAAGUCCAUCUGGUACCGCAUGAACUACCCGCAAAAGAAGACGCGGCUGUCCAAGGUGUACUUUUUCUGGAUCUGCCGCGACUUUGGCUCGUUUGAGUGGUUCCGCUCCCUGCUCAUGGCCGUCGAGGCGCAGGACGUCGAGCACCGCAUCGAAAUCCACACGUACCUGACGGCCAAGAUCAAGAGCGAUGACGCGACCAACAUCAUGAUCAACGACGCCGACGCGGAGGCCGAUGCCAUCACCGGCCUGCGUAGCCAGACCAACUUUGGCCGCCCCAACUGGGACAUGAUCUUCCGCGGCAUCCGCAAGCUGCACGCCCCCGGCGAGGCGGGUGUCUUCUUCUGCGGUCCGAAGGGCCUGGGAAGCUCCCUGCACGUCUACUGCAACAAGUACUCCGAGCCUGGAUUCUCGUUCGUUUGGGGCAAAGAAAACUUUUAG
Messenger RNA from Cordyceps fumosorosea ARSEF 2679, 1707 nucleotides. RefSeq names its product NADPH oxidase isoform 2. Gene Ontology annotation, biological process: superoxide anion generation; defense response. The record is from RefSeq and is a predicted model, not a curated record. The transcript is spliced from 3 exons. Gene Ontology annotation, cellular component: plasma membrane; NADPH oxidase complex. The coding region runs from base 1 to 1707 and encodes 568 amino acids. Gene Ontology annotation, molecular function: superoxide-generating NAD(P)H oxidase activity. Lineage: Eukaryota; Fungi; Ascomycota; Sordariomycetes; Hypocreales; Cordycipitaceae.